Messenger RNA from Porites lobata, 17646 nucleotides. The record is from the annotation of a GenBank genome assembly. NCBI's taxonomy places the organism in Eukaryota, Metazoa, Cnidaria, Anthozoa, Scleractinia, Poritidae.
UCUCUUCAGAGAACAAACUUGAGUGCGGCUCCUGGUAACGACAGCCUAGGAAAUGUCUUUAAAUCUGAUGCAAAAGACUCUGUGCCCAGGAUCAGCCCUGAUCAAAAUGACACAGCUGUUAUUACAGGUAGGUGAAGUUUUAGAAAAAUGGACAUUGCUUUGUCUAGUUUCAAGAUAAAGCUCGUGAAAGGACUGGCUCCCCCUUCCCCCAAAAAGCAAUGUUGAAGUCAACUGGAUCAUUUCUGAUCCCGACUGAAUAGGCAUGGAAUAGGAUUUCUGUGGGUAAGAAAGUGUGCACAUUGUAGCUAAGAAACAAAAUUCUUGACACGUUUUGUCCAAGAUUGUAGAAAUGAUUUCCUGUUGGAAUGCCGAGGAAGGAAGUUUUCGAAAUGUUUUAAUGACAUUAUUUUUUAAAAAAUCUUUGAGAAUUUGGAUUGCUGCUAAUUAAAGUCGAUUUUAGUUUUGGAGGUGUUUUCGCGUAGUUUCACAGUAAAAAUAAAACCUUUUAAAUGCAUGACUCUAUCUUCUAGACGUUUUUGGAUUCUGAUUUGUUCUUCACUAUAAAUUAUGGAACCCAUUCUUUUCGAGUAAAAACGGUUGGAGAACCGUAACGAGAACUUCAUAAAGCAACCCUGCUUGCUCUAAAAAAAUUCCAAAAAUAUAGCAAUAAUAAUAACAACAAAAUGGUAUAAUGAUGAUUUUUUUAUACAGAGCGAGGAAUCCUCUUCACUGGCACCAUUAACCCAAACACAGGAAAGUCAAUGAUUUACAGCAGGAGUUUCAAUCCCACGCUGAACCCAACGUACAGCCGUAUAAGCCAGGGUUGGUUUUACAGUGGUGAGUAUGUCUUAACAUCCAGGCCUCAGUUGUUUGAGAGCUGGAUAUAGCAUAGUCUGCUACACAGCCGUUUUUAGAGUCGUCACGCAACGCUCCUCCCCACUUUGUGGGGAGGAGCGUUGCGUGACGACACUAAAAACGGCUGUGUAGCAGACUAGAUAUAGCACUACCCGUCGCGUUAAUCUCAGUCCAAUGGAUGUGUGUUAGGGAAACCAGUUUUGUUAUCCACUGGAUAGAGAUUUAUCCUGUGGAUAGCGCUAUUAGAGACCUUUAGAUUCUAAGACGAGUACGACUACGAGUACGAGAUUUUCUCAACACUAAGUAGUGCACGCGCGUGAACCAGCGUCAUUUUGGCGGGAAAACGCGGCAGCCGUCGUCAUUCUACUACGAGUUUUAGCGCAAAUGUCGUGUUGGCGAAAACAAGUUGUCAAAUGUUAGAAGUUUUAUCAUUUUGCGAUGGGGAAAGCGCGUAACCUCCUUCACUAAAGGUAACAGUGCUAACUUUUCUAGUGAAAAACGGUAAAAUGAAGCUUUUCGGGAAGUCUAUAUUUUGAGAAUACGCGAAAAAACUUCAAGUCAAUUCUCGUACUCGUAGUCGUUCUCGUCCUCGAAUCUAAAGGUCUCUAUUCACCUUUUGAACAUCUGGGGCCUGGGUUCAUUUGUUGAUGGUGAUAUAGAACCGUUUUCCUAGGUAAUGCAAAAUGGUGAAAUGGGGGACGAAUUUUGGCCCACUUUCUUGUGUAACUUCUCAACCCUUUAAACUGUAGGAUCAAAAUUUGAAUUCUCAUUUGUUGCCCCUAUUCAUUUCCUACAGAAGUAGUGUGGAGAAGUUGAUAAAAUAUCAAGCAAAUUCAUCUUGUGUGAUCUUGUCCGUAAUUCUCACUCUGUUUUACAAAGCAUUGAUAUUACAAGGAGAUCUUUCAUGCUGAUCACUCUCAGGGCUUAAAGGGUUAAUCCAGGGCCCCGUCCACACGUAUCCAUUUAAGCGUUCUGUCCACGCGUAAAGGGCGUUUUCGAGCACCAAAAACGCAGGUUUUCGAAAACAGUUCCCAGAGUGGAGUUUUUUGAAAACGUCGGCUUGUCGUUUCCGUGUGAAGGGACUAAAACGGAUUUUGGAAUAUGACGUCUGCGUGCCCUGUAAAUUUCCAUUUCUUGAGCGUUUUCGGGUCGACGAGCGUAAGCGGUUCAAAUACGCUCCGUGCGGACGCGUAUUUUUUCAAAAACGGAGCAAAAAGUCAGUGUUUUCAAAAAUCUCCAGAUACGUGUGGACGGAGCCGAAGAAGUGAUAGCGUCUUUCAAUCAGUCCCAUAAUGCACUUCGAUACAAAACCGACCCAGUCCUCACUCCUUUGAGCGUAAAUUGGCGAGUAGGCCGUUUGAGAGUUGUCCAAGCCUCUGUUUCAAAGCGAGGCUAAGUGCGAAGUCAUAUGAAAAUUAUUUGUUGUUCCCCUGCAAAUAAAACUUAUUUUCACAAGAAAGAUUUUGCACUAAGCCUCGUUUUGAACAUGAGAGAUUCUGGAACUCAGAAGUGGCUUUCUUGUUUUAAUCAUAUGUCUACAAACAUGUAUGGAAGUGAACCCUUUAUUUUUCCAACAGAUGUUCACUUUAUAAAGAGCUUUGACAUCGGCCUUUACGUCUAUUUCUUCUUCCGUGAACGGUCAUAUGAAUGCGCAAGCUGUGGAAGACAAGUCUUCUCUAGGGUGGCCCGAAUUUGCAAGGUACAGUGGAAACCGUUUCGAUACUAGUCUUUUCGAUACGAACUUAAGCAGUGAAAUUGGACGAAAUUUCGUUCACUUCAUGUAUAUUUUGCGCUUGAACAAGAAAAACCUCUCGGGUUAAUAUUCUUCGUUCUUUAAGCCAAGGACGUGAAACUAUUUACACCUUGUAUCGAGAAGUCUUACGUCGAAACGAUCGUUAACCGGUACAACUGAUCUUUGCUACUACAGUCAGCUCUCAUAAGCGACCACAUCGUGAGGUGAUUUAAUUGUAAUCGCAAAAAGAGCUUGUCCUUUACGAGAAUGGGACUCUGUUAAAACUUAGCGCCGGUGGCCGCAUAAAGAAGCUUUUAGUGAAAAUUUGGGCAAAUGUGGUGUGUUGUCGCGGUCGUUGAGGAGAGGUAUUCAUUACAGAGCUUUACAAUGUAGUGGCCCCGGUUACAGUAGAUGCACUCACUGGCAGUGAGAGUAUGAUUGAAGUUUUAAAGGUAAACUAUAAUUUGUUGCUAUUAAUUUUUUUUCCUUCAGGGAGACUAUGGUGGAUACCACGGUCAUCAACGAACUUUUGUGACAUUUCAAAAGGCUAAAUUAAGCUGUUCUGAUGGAAAAGAUUACUCAGUCAAUUUCAACGAAAUUCGUAAGUGGUAGAGAACUUUUUUCUCUCUGAUUUUAUGAUUCUUCCGAGUGGCCCUAGUCUCUGUUUCAAAGCGAGGCUGAGUUCAUUGAUGUGCAAGUGUAUUUGGAGGCAGCGUGGCCGAGUGGUCAGCGCGUUGGACUCGCAAUCCGGCGGUCCUGGGUUCGAGUCCCGGUCUGGCGUCUCGCAUCUCGAGUUCAAAUCCUCAGCCACGCUUGUAAAUAGCCAACUGGUUGCCUCCUACCAGUUGCGGUUUUUAAUCCUGUUAUGUUGUAUUGAAUUAGUUGUUUCUAAGUAUUUGAAUGGAGUGCCUGUAAACUAGCUGGAUAAACUAUUUUAAUGCACUUUCCACCAUAAAUUAUUUGUUUAUUUUGAUGCAAAUAAAACUAAUUUUCACAACAAAGGUUUUGUACUCAGCCUUGUUUUGAAAAAGAGAGUUUUGGAACUCGGUAAUGGCCAAUAGAUUUGUCAUAUUUGGUGCUUGGGCUUUGAGAUUAAAAUUCCAACCAUACAGCCUAUUUUUAUGUAUUUGUUUUGCAGAGGAUGUAUGGUGGGAUGAACCAACGGACGAGUUUCGUGCAAUUUUUACCUCUCAUCGGUAAGCAUUUUAUAGCGGCAAUUCAUUACUUACUAAUAAUCCCGGGUAAUAAUUUUUUUCUGUUUCUGGAUGAGCGAUGUCCAGUUGUUUCCCUUGAAAAUCGUGUCGUUUCAAUGUGUCGAUUUUCGUCGUUAGCUCUCGACUUCUGGCUUGGUAAGGAAUGCAGAAAUGCAGGAAUAAAAUCGAGAAAGCAUACCUUUAAAACUUCUUCAAGUUUUUCUCGUCCUUGACAGAUGAGUCAAUCUUCGAAUCUGCUUGUGUUACUGGUAAAAUCCUCCAUGUUUAGUUAUGUUUGGAUAGGGAUGCACGUACGAGCUAAAAGCUCUGGGGUGGCCCACGGGACUGAUAAGGCAGGCAAAUGCCCCACAAUUGCCUGAGGGGUUGAGGGGGCGGUGGUGGCGGGAGGAAUGGGCGGACCUGGAAUAAAGUGAUAGGUAAAUUCAGUCGUGUGGGGUUUGCAUGCCAGUGGCAUGAUGCCUCGCGGCCCACGCGUUAAAUUUUUUUUCCCGCCUAUUGGUCAGUUACUGUAGUUUACCUCUGCUGAUUGUUUGCAUGCUUAUACUCUUGCGAUCGGUUCCCUGUAACGGUGUGAUAGCCAUACAGUGCGAAUAUUUUACGGAGACGGAAAAUUUUCCGAGCUUCGUGUAUCUGCCUAGCACAGUGUUUAUGUGAAGAAAAGAAUCCUUUUUUAGAUCCUUUUUGAGAUAAGGCAGGAUUUCCGCCGCUGUCCCCGGUCCGGGAGCGCGGGCUCAUUUCCCGAAUUGUGGCUGGUGAUCUAACCAUUACAUCGCAUCGGCCUAAACCCCUUUAGGGGAGACCUUUUAAUGUUUACCUUACGUAGUAUUCCUUAACGCGUCGGUUUCGUGCACUGAGUCCGUAGCAAUUAGGGUAAAGCAGGGAAUCGAAACGGUUAGCUUCUAUUUAGGGUUAGGGUAGCGUGCGUAGCAGGCGUCGAAAGGGGUAGGGGGUAGGGCUAGGGUUAGGGUUGUUGUUAUAUAGCUUCAAAUCAAACCUACUCUUGGCAGCAAAUUGUCAGUCGCUUUUGGUAUUGGUGGUGGACUUCAGACUCUAAUCCCCGGGUUCGAUUUUUACCCACAAUGCUCUGAGAGAGACUUACUUUUUCACGAACAUUUGCUGAGAGACUUGGAAACUUCAUGUAAUUGUUGGGUGGAAGCAAUACCCGUUGUGUAAACUUCACAAGAUCUCUCUUAAGGGUUUUAAGCCGAUGCAGGGGCGGAUCCAGGAAUUUUUGAUUGGGGAAGUGCAAACUUUGAUUCAGAAAGGACUGUUGAACUUUAUUGUAGUAAAUUACUUCUGACAGAGACGACCACGGCUUUGUCAAUCUUUGAACGCCGGUCGCCGUUGGCGCGAGAAAUGCUGCUUUGCAAUCAGAGGCGAACAGAUCAUAGGAGGGUGCCCAAAAACAAUUGCAUUUUAUAAUAUCCCUAGAAUUUAGUUUCGUGCCAAAAUGCAACGCGCGUUUCAUUAAAAAAAUCACCCAAUUAAAAAGGGAUAUACGAUCCUGUCGAUGUAAUACUUUUUAGUCUCAAACAAGCAUCAGGACCCUCCCCCUGGAUCCACCACUUCGAUGGAAGGUGAUCAAAAAAGUGUUUUUUGUGUUGCUGCUGUCAAAUGAUUUUGUAGGUUAACGAAUCAUAUCCAGCGGCUGAAUUCCAUGACUAUACCGUCUUUUGCGUGUGGUAGCAAAGGGUUCAUUUUGUGCCAAAAUUACUGGGGUGCAAUCAACUUCUGGGUGAUUAAUCUUUAUUUUUCUCCUGUUUUCGUUUCCUUUUCACCUUAGUAACGGACCGCCAGCGUCAGCUGUUUGCGUUUACAGUUUGUCAUCCAUCAAGAAAAUUUUUGUUGAGAGUAAAUUCAAGUCAUUCAGUAGCAACGGAGAAGGGACCACGGUUGACAACAACUACCCCGAGUACUUCCCUAACGUGAGUAUUAUGGAAUCUGUUUUGUUCAAAGUGGGGAAGGGGAGGCGAGGAUGGGGCUGGGAGGUAUUUGGCUAGCCUCCGUAGCUGACGGAUUAGCAGGAGUGCUGUAGAUUGUUUGGCAGCGAAGCCGCGUGAAGAUUGUGAGCCGCUUGCGAAAAAAGUCCUUUCUGGGAAACUGCCCAACUACCGCUCCCCCAAAUCAACAUUUUGCCUUAAACGAGUGCGGGAGCCUGGUAAAUGUUAAUGUUGGCGUAGGGGUCGCUUAGGGGAGGGGUAGGUUGGCAGUUUCCCAGAUACCUAAAUUGAUCCCAGCUGUUACCUUUGCAGUGUAAAGUAAAUCCACUCUACAUCAACCAAGCUAGUCAACUACCUGUUCCCGAUGGUAUGAUGGCAACACAGAAGAUGACAAUUAAUGCUUAUACAAGUCUUAUGCAUGAUCCUUUGAUGGCUGAUCCAGUACAACCAACCAGCUCUCGCGCGUGGUUCAUUAAGGAUGGAAUCAGGUUAUUAUAUACAGUUGCAUUGUUUAUGGCAGAUAUGCUCAUGUUCAGGUUCUCUUCUAGCCUGUCCCAGGCCCUCAGGCAGUUGGGAUGUCGUAAAAACGCGCGUGUGGUCUGGGAAUAGGGGUUGGUAGCUUCCCUUCUCCCCGUGCGCUGUUUUGCACUAGUUUGUGCGUGACAAUUUUCUCGCGCGUCCGCGUGAUUCUCUGGCUGAAGAUGAAGAACAGAGCAUUUCGUAAUUAACAUUCCUUUUUAAUUAGGCUGAAAAAGAUGUUGGUUUAUUUAAGGAUGUUGUUUUUCUAAGGUUUUGCGAUGCUACUGUGACCGAAUUCAUUUUUAAUUUUUUUCAAAGGAUGACUGCUAUUGCCGUAGAGAAAGUGGGUGCAAACAAGGUUGUAUACACCUCAACAGGUAAAGUGCUGCUAGGUCAGCCCAGAGCGGUUUUAUUAAGGUAUUAAUGUUUUAAGUUUUUAGUCUAAUCCAAGUAAAGAGUUGAGUUAUGCUUAACUAUCUCAAGUGACGCCGAAUUUCGUCUAAAUUUGCUUUUUUGCAUUGGCUGGACUUUGAUUCAGUAGAAAAACAUAACCCAGUAAAGUAUUUUUUUUUUUUUUUGCCAAGUUUUCAAAUUUGUCGUUUGUAAUCCACGUGAAGCCCAGUUCAUCUCUCUUGUCCAACACUAUCCCGUAGUUACAAAUAUCUCUGAUGGUAACUGCCAGAUGUUCAGUUUUAUGGACACAGCCAGUAUAGCUUUAAGAAAACCGAGUUCUCCCAAUAGGAGCCGCCGAACCCAAGCCAGACCUUCUGCUUACUAGUCCAGAUGCUCUACCGCUGAGCUAGAAGAGACUCGUGAAAGGUGACAGAGGCUAUCAAUUAAACUAAGCUUUUUUUAUUCUUUCUGUUUUCUCAAACUUUUAUCUUAAGAUUUUUGUACUUUCCAAGGCAGUGCCUCUAAGAAACUCACAACUUGAGGUGUGGGGUUUUUGAGGCGUGUGGGGUUUUCCGUUUGAGUUUUGUUGGGCGUAAAUCAGAUCGGGGAACUGUACUGAAAAUUUCACAACCGGCCUUGAUGUCUUUCACCGAAAUCUCCUCGUUUUGUAAAGUUUUGUUGUGAUGUAGACCUCCACUCUUUAAGUUUUUAAAAUUAUGUUAAUAAUCGGGGUCUUAAAAACUGUAUCAGGAAAAAAAUUUUUCACAACCUGAGGGAAACAAAUGCAACCAUUAGCGUCCCUUUUGUUCUUCUCACCGAAAUGGAUGCCUUCCCCGAAUCUAAAAGUUUUUCUUUAUAAAUCUUUAUAUUUUUAGAUUUUUAAACAGUUAAUUUAUUGGAUUAAUUUAAUGAAUUUGCUACGGUGACUCAACACGGUGACAGGGGAUGAAACAGGACUUACGUCCCAAUUGAUAUCAACCUCUUCAUUAGCCACCCAGCCCAUGAAAGGUUGUACCACACGUUACUGGGGUCUUAAACUCUUUAUCCGUACUCUUUACGAACAGCACUGUGGGUUCCUGUACGUCCCACAAGAGUCAGGACAGUGAAAGAGCUGUGAGACGGGGCGUAAGGUUUUUCGUCCUUACCCAUCUAACCACUUGUAGAUGUCAUAACAAAGGCAGCGCAUUCUCCUUAGUUAUUUUUAGACUCUGAGUGUUUGAACUGGAGCGCUUACCACUUGUAUGGAAAACUCGGAAAUUCCGGGGAGAAUUCAAAUAGAGCGGUUCAUCCCGGUGGAAAGUUUCCGAAAAAAAAGUAAUGGCUUUCGAGGUAUUACCGUUGUCCCGUUUUUACCGAAACGACCGAAAUUUUUGGUACCAUUUGUUUGGAUUAGUAGGCUUCAUGUCGAGAGAAAGCGAAAAAUUGACCGGUAUUUUGUAAAUAGUACAAUUCAAUCCCGUUCCUGUUUUCGGUGCCAAAUGUUUCACCGAAAUUUCCGUACAAAUGGUAACUGCUCCUGGUGUCUGGGGUUUGAACUCGCGAUCUCUCGCUCGACAGACCGGCGCUUAUCCAAUUGAGCUACGGAUACAAUGCCCAAUUUUAUCUCAGAGACGUUAAAUUUUUCUGAACGAUACUUUUAUCAGCAGAAGACUAAUCUGGUACCCAGAUCUCGUCGGCUUCGUCGACAAGGGAUCUGGGUACGAGACCAUGAGAAGAAGGGAAUGUCGUGAGAAGAUGAAGUCAAUACGUCUGACGUUUUCCUGUUUUAUGCAGGACUAAAAUUGUUGGGGACUCCAUGUCUACAGUUCCUUACUUUCAUGUGAGAUCGUCGUGUUCGAGCUCUUACUAUAAAUGAGGCCGGGUCAUCUUAGUAUCUAUCGUUCCGAGGAGUUGGACGUUAGGGAGUAUAGUGUCAGGAAUGGGGGACGCGGGGGGGGGGCAAUAUUUCCUCCCUUUGUUUCCGCGCCCCUCUCUCGACGCUAUACACUCUAACACCCUCUCCCUUGUUACCUCUAAAACCGAGACGGCCGCUUGUUCUUGACAAUGUAACGGGAAAACUGAGGGCUAUAAAUAGUCUUAUAAAAUCAUCUCGAGAAAGCAUUCACGCCCCUUCCUGGGGUAAAACAGCCACUGUAUAAGAAGAAAUAGUGAUAGUGUAAGAAAUUUUGCUUAUUUUUGCUUAACGAACUAUUUCUCCUUGUUUACACUCGCUGUUAACACCUAACAUCAAAAUGUGUUCUGAGCAAGUGUUGCCAAGUAGUAAUAAUUUUUUUGUUUUUCAGGUUGGCAAGAAGGAAAUAAUAAGAAGUAUGGCACUUGAUACGAAAAGGGUAGGUUCAAUACAGUUAUAGUUCACUUUUCAUCAUUUCAAUGGGACAUACCAUGUGUGUACCUCAUUAACGCAGUCAUUCUAAACAAAACUGGAUUAACGAUUUCUUUAGAUAUGAAUACCUUUUUUGUGUGGCUUUUCAUGUUAAUGUCCGAGUCAAAUGGUGGAUUAAAAUGUAAUGACCAAAACAGGCAAAAUAUUCGUUAACUUCACAAGAAAAAUGCAAAAAUCGUUACAAAUAGGCUUCUUGUCCUUGUGAUGAAUGUCCUUUCGUAAAUAACGUCCUUCCUACUCGUCGGUACAAAGAUUUCAUCUGCAAAAAGGAGUUAAUUUCCUUGUUGUUUGAGUUAACUGCUCCACAGGAAGACGAAAAGAUUUUUCCAUUUCAAUAAGACUUACAACAUUAUUUUAAAGUUUAAAUAACCUCGAAAAGUUAUUUUUUUUAGUCUAAUAUUUAAACUCCACCUCCAGGUUAUAGAAAUUCUUUAGUUCGAAAUCGCUGACUCUGUAUGGAAGUUUUAAGUUGAAGUAUUUGACUGUUCUUCGUUUAGUUUGAAGGAAUUUUUGUGGUUUUAAUUUUCAGCAUACUCUUUACCUGGGAUCAAGCACAAGACUUGCAAAGUUGAGCUUAGAGCAGUGCAGCAGCUAUUUGAAUAACGGGUGUGUAUAACUUUGAAAUUGCCAUCUUUAAGCCGCGGUGAUGCUUUGCUCUUAUCUGAUGUGUGUUUAUUUUGUGCAGCUCUUGUAUUUCUGCUGCCGAUGCUUACUGCGGAUGGGACAACAAAACAAAAAGCUGCGUGUCGGUUCUUUCCCAUGGGUAAGUUUUCCAUUGUUCGUCAGUCUAACGUUUGAGUCUUUGAACGAAAUCCUACGCUAUGAACAUUCGAAUGAAACCUCUUCAGCAGAUCUUUCACAUGGUACUAUUUAUGUAGUUUGUAGUUCUAACUUUUGAGUCUGUGGAUGAAAUCCUAUGGUGUGUCACCAUUCAAAUGAAGCUCUCUUUUAGUAAAAGCUAUAUAUUUCUUAAGAUUUACAAAAAUGCUUUUGACUUUUUUGGUGACGUUCUUCUUUGACCACAGUAGGAGUAAUAGUUUUAACCUCGGCAACCAAUCGAACAAUGAAUGGCAUUUUGAACUAAUUGGCUGAAACGGUUCGAGACUGAGAAUUAGAAAUAACAACUGUUUUUUAAUGACUCACUUCUUGUCUCUUUUUAGAGAACCCAGUAAAUUAAAGCAAGACCUGAACAGUUGUCCAAAGGCCCAAGGUUUGUGGUUUGUUUCAUCGACCUUUCGUUUAUCAUCGACUUUGUGGUUAUUACUAUUAUUUUUUAUGAAUAACAAUAUAUUUUAAUUAUAUUGAUAUUGGCGAAUCAGUUAAAAUUAAAGAGAAACUUUAUAACAUUGUAAGGCUAAUAACAGAACAAAGAAUUACUUCUGAUGUGAAAAUUGAAGUGCUCGAGAUGAGGUAACUAAAACCUGAAGCGUGUCCAUUUGACUGAAAGCAACUGAGCUGCAGUACUUUCCUCGUGUGGUCAGGCUGUUUAUAAUAAUGUAUAAGGUAUUUUUAACUUUUGAGUCUGUGGAAGAAAUCCUGCCGAGUGUUACCAUUCAAAUAGAAGCUACUGAGCAGCACUUUCCUGUGUGUUUAUUAUUCUGUACAAGGCGUUUUUACCUUUUGAUUCUGUAAAAGGAAGGAACCAUAAAAUGAGACCAUUCAAAUGUUGUAGCACUUUGCUGUGGUACUGCUUGCUUUGUUGAGCGUAGUGGUUCUAACGUUUGCGUUUGUAGACAAGGAGACCCACUUGCCAACUCGCUCAACACCUUCGUUUUGAGCGGUCGCUUACUGCUUAACAAGUUCGUCUAAAAGUCUUGGUAAAAAAACCCUUUCUUUGUGUUUUAUUAGGGAGCUUAAGCAACAACGACGGCGACGGCCACGAAAACGUCACUUAAAAAGUGAAGUUGCGCUGCUUCAAACUUUGUUGCGCUUAUUACCUCGGGUUCGAUUCAGUUCUCCAAAUGUUGGCAGUUUUUUUUUUCGGGAGUUGAAUAGUGUAAAAGACUGAAUCGAAGUUAACCCUUUAAGCCCCUGUAUCCACAUAGAAAUUCUCCAAACUGAUCUCCAUACAUUUCCUUAAAGAAUUCUUUGUGAGAAUUUGAUAACAGAUCAAGGCAUUUUCUCUUGGAUGAUCAUUUUAUUAAUUCUCAUAACUUAUCUCUUGACAUUGUAUGGAUUUUGUUAAGAGAAAAUUGAUCUUUGUCACUAUUGGGACUUAAAGGGUUAAGGAAAAGAAAAAGAAAGUCGUUGUCAUGUGUUCACGUCCUUCACAGAACGUGAAAUUAGGUAUUUUCACGUCGUAGUCGUGCAGUGACGGCAAAGAAAUGUACAAAAAAGCAUGAUGCACCUGCAAAGUUGUUGUUUUGCUUAUUAAACCUACGCAUUUUUGCCGUCGUCGUGGUUUAAGCUCCCUAUUAACUCUUUUCUCCCACAGGACCUCUCAGUUUAUGAGAAAGUAAACUAUCAGUUAACUCAGUUUUCCUUGUGCCGUUGUAGGUGUGAGCUGGUCACCGUGGAAAAACUGUCUGCAGAAUGAUGGGAACCUCUGUCGGUGCCAAGUGCGGCCCUGCUUGCAAGACACAAACAGCCAUUGUGAAGGAGGUUUGGAGUAUCGUUUGGAAAAUUGUACAGGUGAUUAAGAAAUCACACUCAAACCUACUGACCUAAAUGUGGAUUGUAAGAAUGUAAUACAUUACUAUAUUCUAGAAAUUAAUCAAAAGAGUGCAUUUGAUUUGGUUUGAUGAAAGGUUCAGCUUGCGCUUUAAAUUCACAUUUUUUCGAGUUUUAACGCGUCUUUCAGUUUUGAACCUCCCAAGAAAACGAGUGACCUCUUCUAAACCUCUUCUAAAUCUACACUUUCAUGGUUUGCAGGGAUCCCUAUCUUUCGAUUGGGUGCAGAUUGCCCCCAAGAAAAAAAUGUCUGGGUUCUGGUUUUGCAUUUUUUUUCUUGGGGGGAAGGGGGUGGGGGCGGGGGAAGGUGGUACAGCCUCAUAAAUUUAACGUUUUCUAAGGAGUUCAAUGCAAUCGGCUUAUGAUAUUUUUUGAUUUUUUAGGGACGGUUUACAACGAUACUCUUUAUUUUCUCGGGUAUUCAAACAAGACAGUUAUUAACUUGGCUAUGAUUUUGCGUGAUAUCUGAAGAGAAAGAACAGAAACAAUAGAAAACAAAGUAGAAAACGAAAAACGACAAAAGAAAGUAUGUCGGAAGGUGUUAACAUUACAACCGCUGUUUUGAUUUGCUCCAACUUUCGUUAAGUGAUCUCCCUAUCCGGGCUAUUUAAUAAUUAUGUUGCAAAGAAAAAAUGUUACAAUAUUUGCCACUCAAAAUCGAUUGUCGAGAGCAAGAGUCUUCCUCUUUCCAAUUUAGGUUUUCUGUACUGAUCGAUUCUUCUUACAAGCAAAAUCGCAGUGAAGGGUACAAAAUAUUCUACUGGGUUUUUAAGACGUCGUUAACAAACGAUAUGUUGCCAUUGUAGUUAAUAUCAGUGUUGGAUGGGAGGGAGUGGAAUCAUGGGAAGCACUAGGAGUUCAACAUGGCAACUGGAGUGUGUGGGGAAACUGGAGCGAGUGCUCUGCUAAGGCCUGGGCUGGAGUGAGGAAUAGAUCAAGAACCUGUACAAACCCAGUCCCCAGGAGGGGAGGGAGGACGUGCCUGGGCGACUCCGUGCAAUACGAACCUUGUAGUCUUGGACUUGAAGGUAAGGAUAUACUCUACAUAUUUCACCUUGCAGAGUUUGGAUACGUAUGUUAUAUCAAAGAAUGUAAAGGAAGUUAAGUGUACGAGUGACUUUGUUAUCUUCUUGCUCUCUAUUGCAUUACACCAUUAUUUCCUUGAUAUGCGUUACUGUCCCGAAGUGCUAGGUCAAGGUGGCUGGAGGUUCCAGGAAAGGCUUCUGGGAUCGUAACUGGGGCAGGCUAUUGAGCUAUUGGCCAAUUUGUUUUACCUGUCUCCAGAGUAACAGUCUCAGUUUCCCUCUCGUUUUUAUAGUGGCGAAUGUGAGUUGCUCGCUCUGGGUUAUCGGCUCCUGGUCAUCUUGACUAAACGAGUUUGGUCAAUAAGUAUCUAUUUUAUGGCUAAGGAAACACUUUUCUUGCGAGAUCAGGGUGUGAAAUCCCAGGGGGAGGGGGAGAGGGGGUAGAAAGUCCCAUCUUGCCUGCUUGGGUAGCUAAUUAUAACAAAUGAUUUGCUUUACAUUCCCAGCCUGCUAAACCGGCCUUAUAAUACGCCUAUAUGCUUGGUAUCAUGUGCACCCUAGCUAAGACCAAAAACUGAGCCUAAAACGUGUCGAAUUGUCCCGCCCUUGCCUAUUUCCUGUUCGGCGUCUUUCCAGGCCUUCUAGAUCAAUGCACUUUGGUGACGUUUCCGAGACGAAGAGGCAGAAGACUCUUUCGGACCACGUGACCCGAAGCGCAAUAAUGAGUCUCGUCGUGCAAGUACACUUAACCACAGGCAAAAAAACUAGCCUGAUGUCGGACAGUACCGUUAAUUUUCUUUUUCAUAUUUUUAUUUAUAAUUUCAGAGGUGGAAAAAAGACUCAGCACAAAUUUAACAAAAGAGCUGAAUCCAAAAGUGAACAUGGCUGUUCGCUUUCAUGUUAAAUGCAGAGCUAAAGGUUACAAAUUAACUGCUGUCAGUGCUGAGGUGACCAACGAGACGAUUGACUGCCAGAAGGAGCCACAGACUUGCGGAGGUAAGAAGAUAUUCUAGGUCAAUCAAAGUUUCUGAAUACAGACAUAUGCAGACGUACAAUAUAAUACAAUAUAUGCAAUCAAAGGGUCAGAACCAACAACAACGACAACACCAAAAGCUUUAUUUGCAUGACUAUAAAGGAAUUACAGUAUUGCAAAAGCUAUUAGUCUAUUAGUCUAUUAGUCUAUUAGAACCAGUGGACUUGGGAGAUGGGUCGCCUGUGGUGCAGGUGUAGUUUGCAGGCAAGUGAGCGCUAACGCAAUUUCGAGCGUGUAAUCUCAGUGGAAGACUUAGGAGAGUGAAAAUGUUGGAGAUGAGAGCUUCUCUCCUGUCAUAUAACACUUUUCAAAUCACAUCGUGUGAAAUCACGUUACACAAGUUGCAUUGUGUGAAAUCACGUUACACAAAUUACAUCGUGUGAAUUCAUGCUACCUCAAUUGCAUCGUAUGAAAUCAAGUUACACAAAUCACAUCUUGUAAAAUGACGAUACAGAAAUCAGUUCGCGUGAAAUCACCUCACACAAAUCACAUUGUGUAAGAUCACGCACGUGUCUAAAUCACAUACAGUGGAACCUCGAUUUAACGAACCUCUAUACAACGAAGUUUUCGGUAUAACGAACGAUUUUCUUCAGCCCGGCCAAAAUUAUAUUAAAAUGUAUGGAAGACAACCUCGAUUUAACGAACCUCCAUUUAACGAAAUCCUCGUUAUAACGAACAAAAUCCACAAGCCCAAACGUAAAAUUUGCCUCGAUAUAACGAAUAAAUGUCACCAUGCGAUAAAAGAUAAAUGCCAAACAGACCAACAACGAUAAAAUUUAUGUGUACAACAGUUUUAAGCAAUUUUGUUUGCCUGUUCUUGAGUUUCUAGUGCCGUAGCUAUGCAUAGCUCGGUACUGAAGUGUUAUUACAGUAAUUUUUCAGAUCCAGAAAUAAUGGGGUUUUGUAAAUUAAUUAUUAACUAUACCUCGAUAUAACGGACAUUUUGGUAGUUUUCCCGAAAAUUCGUUAAAUGGAGGUGUUCGAUAUAACGAACCCUCGAUUUAACGAGCAAAUUUCCCUUGACCCUCUGCACUUCGUUAAAUCGAGGUUCCACUGUAGUGUGAAGUCACGUUACUUUUAAUUAGUUACGUUCGGUGAAAUCACGUCAAACAAAUUGCAUUGCGUCGCAUGACAUAACAUUACAUGACAUGUCCUGAGAUGCAACCACAUCUCAUGCAUGACAUCGUUAAUUUAGCCAGCAGGAUAUUUUUCUUACACGAAAUUUGUAUUAAAUUCUUCAUGCUGCCAUUUCUCAGUGUGCUUAUCAAAAUCCUGUUUUUCUCUAACUUCUUGUAGAUGGAGAGUGGAAUCCCUGGGGUGAGUGGACUCCGUGUACUGUUGAGGGAUUUCAAAUAAGACGAAGAAAUUGCAAACGAGAGCCUUGCGUUGGAGAGUCACUGCAGGAGCAGAGCUGUUCACCACCACCCACGAAGUGCGAAGGUAAGCUCCUCUAGUGAUUAGUAUUUAGGAGCGGUGGUUGUCAAGCAAAGAUUUGACCCUUUCAAGGCCGAAAAAUGGUAUUUUUUCAAAAUAGUCUUAUGUCAUUUACUAAAAUGCUGAGAAACCAGUGGCACCAUAUAAGAUUACUGUUAAGAGGUUUUAUCUGAAUGGUCACACCAUAGGAUUUCACCCACAGACUCAAAAGUUAGAACAACAUACUAAAUAAAUAGUACCAUGUGAAAGAUCUGCUGAAGAGGUUUCAUCUGAAUGGUCACACCAUAGGAUUUCAUCCAUAAACUCAAAAGUAAGAACUACAAACUAAAUGAAUAGUGCCUUGUGAAAGAUCUGCUGAAGAGGUUUUAUUUGAAUGGUAACACCAUGGGAUUUCAUCCACAGACUCAAAAGUUCGAACUACAUACUAAAUAAAUAGUACCAUGUGAAAGAUAUGCUGAAGAGGUUUUAUUUGAAUGGUAACACCAUAGGAUUUCAUCCACAGACUCAAAAGUUAGAACUUGGUACUAAAUAAAUAGCACCUUGUGAAAGUAAUGCGUACUAUGGCAUACUAUAUUAAACAGUACCAGACGACCGCUGGGCCCAAUAGCUUCAUUAAAAUGGUCACAAGACAGGAUUUGGUCCACAGUCUUGCAAGUUAGAAUCUGCUAAGGUGUAUUCAUAAUUUGAUCCUGAUUAAAUUAUUGAAGAGUUAUGAGACUGGUGUUCCUGUGAUCCUGAAAGAAUGAAUGCUAUUGGUACCAAUAGUGUUCCUGGUGUGACUGGGCCUCAAACCAUUGUUUCGAUUUCUCUCCUUUACGUGUAGCUUUAAAACACGUUAAAUAUCCGUAAAACGGAGCAUUGACGGAAAGAGGGGGUAGAAUGAGCGCACCGUCGGUGUCUGGUCUUUGCGUCUAAUAUAAAGUACCGUCCCGAGUUUAACCAGGGACCUUUUUGAGCGACGCACGACAACCGCGGAAGUGGACUUUUUGCAGUCUUGGGCAGUGCUUUUGCCCAAUUUUUGAUCAAAAUGUCUCUAUAAGAGCAAAGACACUUAGCAAUUUAAAUGUGGUAGGGAAAAGGCCUUACUUCUGGUUGACGUUCGUGGUUCAAAGGAAGUCUUUCUUAAAAGCUCCCUAUCGACCUUUUUUUACUCUUUUCUAAAAUAUGCUGAUUUGUAAACGGGUCAAGUCCUCGCUGGAACUUGUCAAUAUAUAUGUUGUGGUUCAAUUUUAUCCAUGGUUUAAGUUUUAUUUUCCUUUAAUGAGUUUGAAACAAAGGAAAAUUAAAUUAAAACCAAGGAUAAAAUUGAACCACAACAUACACAUAAAAUAUGAAACUGAAAAUAUGUUUUGAGUGCGUUUUCAUCGGUCUUAGCGAACUCGACGUAUAAAACAAGACAUUUUCUGACUGGAUUUGAUUUUCUCCAGAUGAUUCUUGGGACGAGUGGUCAAAAUGCGUUUGCGAUCACAAGUUACCCGACAUCGAAACUGGUUUACGAUACCGAGUCCUUAAGUGUUGCAGACUGUGUCCUAACCAAACUUCAUGCUGUCAUACUGUUGAGUUUGGUGAUUGUAGCUGUAAAACUACCAGUAAGUGAAGUGAAGGCAUUUAUCCCUUUAAACCCUAAGAUCAAAAUUUGAAUUCUCAUUUGUUGCCCCAUUCAUUUCCUACAGAAGUAGUGGGGAGAAGUUGAUAUAAUAUCAGGCAAAUUCAUCUUUUGUGAUCAUGUCCGUAAUUCUCAUGACCACUCUGUUUUACAAAGCAUUGAUAUCACAAGGAGAAUUUUGAUGCUGAUCACUCUCAGGGCUUAAAGGGUUAAUGGAAUUUUAGGCUAUGGUCACACGGCAUCGGACCAAUUUUCGGCCGGCUGAAGAAUUUGACCCUACACUUCUUUCAUACGAAACAAAACCAGCCUUGAAUUUCAACAUAUGACAGAGGUCACACGCGAUAAAUCUAAUUGAUACUUCAAGAAAUUCCCCCCACACUUCUAUAGAAGUCAACAAAUGCGAAUCUGAAUAUUGAUGCUACGGUUUAAAGGGUUAAAGUAUUUUUUUUGUGUGUCUAACAGGUGUUGUGGGGAGGCGAACUGCUCCAAAUGUACUUGAGAAAUCUAACUUUGGAUUAGGACACGUGAUCGGAGCGGCUGUUAUCGGCUGCGUUUUCACCAUCACUCUGUGCGUGGCAGCGAUUUGCUUCGUGAAUCGCAGGAAAAAACAGUUUGAUGUCUCAAAAAUGGGCGAUAACAGCCUAAAUGAAACAGGCAACGACAGCAGAUACUCAACUUUACCCGCACGAGAGAACGUAGAACUACUUAAGAAUUCAGGGACGCCCGGAAUUAAAGACAAAAACAGAAACUCAAGUAAGAAGACUCCUUCCCCGCUGAAAAUAAUGUUUGAGAAGCGGAAGAAACGGUACCCCGUAAAUAGUUAUCGGGAAGAAGAAGUAUAG